Paecilomyces variotii is the source of this 1383-nucleotide messenger RNA. Its product is annotated as glycosyl transferase family group 2-domain-containing protein. The transcript has 6 exons. Gene Ontology annotation, cellular component: cytoplasm. NCBI's taxonomy places the organism in Eukaryota, Fungi, Ascomycota, Eurotiomycetes, Eurotiales, Thermoascaceae. The record is from RefSeq and is a predicted model, not a curated record. The coding region runs from base 1 to 1383 and encodes 460 amino acids. Gene Ontology annotation, molecular function: beta-1,4-mannosyltransferase activity.
AUGGCCUUCUCUGAGAAGGGGGUAAACCCCUCAUUCCUGCAACGGCGUUCGCGGAGAUUGUUCAAUGUUUUGGAUUAUAAUUGGAUCAUCUUUCCUUUGACCUUCACGGCACUUCUAUAUGCUCUGUAUCAACUGACGGUCUACACCGGACUCCAGCAACGAAUUGUCGAUCGAAAUGCGCUGUGGACGGUUGACUGUUUGAUCCUGUCAAUCCCAUUCUUACCUCUGGUGCUGACCCAACGCCCGCCAUAUGCCGCCUUGUGGGGUCUCCUCCUUCCAGCACGACCCUUUGCCUAUGCCCGGAGUCCGAAGAGAAGAUCCUUUCGCAGUAUCAGGAUAUGCUUGGUGACCAAGGGGACAAACUUUCAAACAGUCAUUAACUCGACUGCUUCGUGGCACAACCUGAGGCACUAUCCGCAACUGAUCUUCGACGUCUUGGUGGACGCCCCUGAGACUGAUCGAUUCCGGAAAGCUCUGCCGCAUUUCAUCAAUGUCUAUAGAGUUCCCGAUGCCAAAUCAUUCCAGGCGAACUUUGCCAGACACAAAGCACGGGCUCUGGAGUGGUAUCGUAUCCAAUGUCAGCUAACAGCGGAAGACUGGGUGCUGCACCUCGAUGAGGAGACGGAACUCGACGAUUUUGCCAUACAAACUUGUAUAGAUUUCAUUGAACGGGGAUCGGAAGAUAUUGGAAUGGGCACCAUUUUCUACAAUGGUCGUAACCACUGGCAGAACACGUUGAUGACCGUGGCAGAAAUCUCGAGAAUAUCAGAAGAUUGGGGCCGUUUCCAACUCCCAAUGAGAGUAUCCCACCGUCCUCUGCUUGGCUGGAUGAAGGGUUCCUGGAACAUCAUCAACGGAGCUGUGGAGAACAAUGUCACUUGGGACACGAACUGUGCUGCAGAAGACUUCUGGUUUGCCUUCAACGCCACACGGCUAGGAUACAAGUUUGGUUGGAUCCAUGCCAUUGCACGAGAGCAGCCCCCGGAGACUGUGAAUGAUUUCAUUCGGCAGCGGCGCAGAUGGUACACUGGGAUUUGGUCGAUUGACAGUUUUUCUGUCAAGAUGGGUCUUCUGCUAGCGCUCUUGGUACCGCUCUGGGUCUUGAUAUACCCAAUUGUCGCGUUGGUCCGAGGUGGAUCGAUAUCCGUGCCAUAUUGGUUUUUCCUGUGGCUGCUCUUCAGUCACGCGGCCGAUAUCCAUGGCCUCAUCGUUGCCUGCUUGAUGGAGGACAUGGACACUCCGGGAAUUGGCGUGGUUUCCAUGCUGUGGCACCUCCUGCUAUCUGUGGUCCUCUCCCCGAUCACCAAUCUAUUGCAGACGGGAGCGAUGAUUUCUGUUCUCAUUGCUCCAGCGCCGGGGUUCUAUAUCAUCAACAAGGCAUAG